AUGUUCCGACCAACACGCACUGUGGCCGAUAGUCGGGAUUUUGUGGUGCUACUUUGCCGGAUCAUUGACCUGGAUCCACUAAUUAGGGACCGUCGGAGGACCAUCUUGUUCUACGCUUGCUUCAUCUAUCCAUUCUUCUUUCACAGCUUCACCCUGUACACCCUGUACUACCAUCGCAAUGACAUCCAAACAUUCCUCAAAUGCAUCUCCAUUUGGGGAGCAGCUGGUCAGUGCAGCUUUAAAACCAUCAACGCCUACAUCUACCAGAAGCGCAUCAGGAAGAUUUUCGACAUGAUCACGUACAAGCAAACAGAGAGCGAGAAUGAUGCUGAGAUACAUGAAAUGUACCUGAAAUGGGCAAAGAGGCUCAGUGUUCUGCUCAAACUACUCUUCUACACCCUCACCUUGAACAUCAUUUUCUUCUCCCUCUAUGCCUUUCUGGGCAUUGUGCUGGGCAGUCCCCAAUUCAUCUUUGUACUCAACAUCCCAGGUUUCAAUACAGAUCCCAAAGCCGGAUUUCCGGACUAUGAGAUCCAGUUGCUGUAUCAGUUGGGCGCCUUGGUCAUUGGGGUGUACGAGGUGAUCGCUCUCGAUGGACUUAUUGCCUAUUUUAUCCUCAGUGGUGUCUCAAUGGGGGAUUCCAUCAUUGUCACCAUUCAGAGGAUGUCCACGGCUGUUUUGGAUGAAAGGACAAGCAGUGAGGACACCGCAGAAGCAAUAAAGCGCAUCAUUCAGCUGCAUUGGGAAUACCUCAGCUACAUCAAUAACCUCGAUGAGAUGUACAAUGGUAUGUUUCUCAUGCAAUUUGGAAGCUUUGCCUUCAGCGGGUCAGUUGCCAUGUACGCCGGAAGGUCGACUGACUACUUUGCCCUCUACAGCAUUGUACUCACAUCACUAUUCCAGCUCUUCUUCUACAACUCCCUGGGAUCAAUAAUUGAGACAAAGAACCAGGAUAUUGCCUUUGAAUUGUACAAUACCAAUUGGUUCUACAUGAGCUUGAGCAACAGAAAGAAGUUGCUGCUUAUGCUACAACGUGCACAAACUGUAAAAGCUCUGACGGUGGGUCAUUUGGCGCCACUAAAUCUUGAGACGGGCAUGUCCAUCUACAAAACCCUCUACUCAUACUUUCUCCUACUGAAGGACGCCUUUAACUGA
Molecule: messenger RNA, 1155 nt
Organism: Lutzomyia longipalpis
Lineage: Eukaryota; Metazoa; Arthropoda; Insecta; Diptera; Psychodidae
Product: odorant receptor 30a-like
Exons: 4
Coding region: 1-1155 (384 amino acids)
Biological process (GO): sensory perception of smell; detection of chemical stimulus involved in sensory perception of smell
Cellular component (GO): plasma membrane
Molecular function (GO): odorant binding; olfactory receptor activity
Source: RefSeq, a predicted model, not a curated record